AUGGGAGAUAUGCUCAGCCCAAAGCUCCUCAUAAGAGAAGGCGUUCGCGUCGCCGUCGAGGGCUGUAUGGUAAAAUAUACGGGCCACGGCCGCCUCAACCCAAUCUAUGCGGCUGUGGGUGCCGCCUGCACCGCCCGCGGUUGGCCAGGCGUCGAUCUGCUUAUCAUCUGUGGCGACUUCCAGGCAACGCGCAACGGACAUGAUGUCGAGGUUAUGUCGGUGCCAGCCAAGUACCGUGCAUUGGGUGAUUUCCACGAGUACUACUCCGGGGUGCGGACGGCGCCUUACCUAACCGUCUUCAUCGGCGGAAACCACGAGGCUGCCGCGUAUAUGCGAGAGCUGUACUAUGGCGGCUGGGCCGCGCCCAACAUCUACUACAUGGGUGCGGCUAACGUACUGCGCGUAGGUCCGCUGCGGAUUGCCGGGCUAAGCGGCAUCUGGAAGGGAUUCGACUACCGCAAGGGCCACGGCGAGAGGCUGCCUUUCGGCAGGGGGGACAUCAAGAGCUUCUACCACGUCAGGGAGCUCGACGUGAGGAAGCUGCUGCAGGUGCGGGAACAGGUCGAUGUCGGGCUGAGUCACGACUGGCCCAGGGGCGUGGAAAAGCACGGCGACGUGCAGGCGCUCUACAGGCAGCGGCCCAUGUUCAGGGAGGAGAGCCUGGCUGGGACGCUGGGCAACAUCGCUGCCGAGUACGUGAUGGACCGGCUGAGGCCCGCGUACUGGUUCUCGGCGCACUUGCACUGGAAAUUCUCAGCUAUCAAGACUUACCCGCCGCCUGGGACUACUCCUUCUGACCAGGUUGGAGGAUCAGCCGACGACGCUCAAGCUGCACAGCCUGAACCGUCAGUGUCUGCCUCAACGACGGCAGCAACAGCCGCAGCACCAAUCUCAGCAGUGGAAGACCCCAACGAGAUCGAAUUGGACCUAGAAGACGAUGAUGAGGAAGACGUCAGUGCGCCCGCCACGGCAGACAAGAACGACGCACCUCCUGCGCCCAAAGACACGGCCGAGGCACCGAGCACCGCCGUACCAGACGACCUGCGCGCUCAGCUUCCCGCCUCCUUCACGCAGUCCAGAUCUGCUGCCGCCGGCCCCAAGACGACUCCGGGGCAGCCCGUGCCCCCCACCAUCACCAACACCUCCGUCCGCUUCCUGGCCCUUAGCAAAUGCGACCCGGGGCGUGAGUUUCUGCAGCUCGCCGACCUGCACCCCGUCGACCCAUCUCAUCUAGACAGCUAUCCGCCCUCUACAGCCGCGACCGCAACCGACCCAAACAGCCGCUAUCGCUUGCAGUACGACCCAGAGUGGCUCGCCAUCACCCGUGCCUUUCACCCGCUGCUUCCCGUUGGCGGCUCUCCCGCGGAUUCCAUCCCCGCUGACGAAGGUGAGGAGACCUACCGUCCCCUCAUAGAAGAGUCGCGCGAUUGGGUGGAUACCCACAUCGUCGCGGCAGGAAAGCUCGACGUCCCACAGAAUUUUGCGCAGACGGCCCCCGCCCUCACGGAGGGGUGCGACUCGGCACUGUGGAAUGUGCACUCUGGAGUCCAGCCGAGGGAGUACACGAACCCACAGACGGCGGCGUUCUGUGUGUUGCUGGGGCUGGAGAGUAACCCCUGGGACGCAACCGAGGAGGAGCGCUGA
Messenger RNA from Cryphonectria parasitica EP155, 1644 nucleotides. RefSeq lists its product as uncharacterized. Gene Ontology annotation, molecular function: RNA lariat debranching enzyme activity. The record is from RefSeq and is a predicted model, not a curated record. NCBI's taxonomy places the organism in Eukaryota, Fungi, Ascomycota, Sordariomycetes, Diaporthales, Cryphonectriaceae. Gene Ontology annotation, cellular component: nucleus. Bases 1 to 1644 code for a protein of 547 amino acids. The transcript is spliced from 4 exons. Gene Ontology annotation, biological process: mRNA splicing, via spliceosome.